AUGGGCGAGGACGCCAACAAGCUCGUCGUGACUGCUCACGCAGAUGGACCAGCGCAACUGACCUUCGCGCCAGACGGACGAUACCUCUACACGAGCGGUUACGAGGGCUUCGUCCGCAUUUUUGACGCGAGACUGGAUGCAGACGCGAAUGCGGAACCUGCCAUCGUCGACUUCCACGAGGAGGCUGUUACUUCCAUCUCGGCGACCACCGAGUACCUCUGCUCAGCCUCCGAGUCAGGCCAAGUCGUCCUCCACCAAGCCGGCAAAACCGACCUCGACGGCUUCCUCACCCGCUUCUCCCUCCCCGCUCGAAGCGUCCGCUUCGACCCACGCGGCAAGCGAGCAGUCGUAACGAGCGACGAGGUUAUCGCAAAGGUUGUCGAUGUGAAGGAGCCGACGAAGGUGCAGAUCUUGACGGGACAUGCGAGGAGUAUUCGGGAGGCGAGCUGGAGUCCGGAUGGCCAGCUAGUGACGACCAGCUCGACGGACGGCCAAAUCCGCGUCUGGCAGCUCGACGGCGGAACGGAGCCGACUUGCAUUCAGGUCCUCGACGGCCUCAUCAAGGCUGAGGACGUCGACUCGGAGUACUCGUGCGAGGUCGUCUGGCAUCCCGCUGGCAAAUUCUUCGUUGUGCCGAGCAAGGACAGCGGUGAGAUCACGAUCGUCUCACGCGAGACCUGGCAGAAGACCGGCACCUUUUCCUCCAGGGAAGGCCACACCGGCCGCAUCUCGGCCGUCGCCUUCUCCACAAACGGUCUCUACCUCGCCUCCGCCUCGGACGAUCUCAAAGACAUCCUCGUCUGGUCCGUCAAAGACCGCGCGAUCGUUUCCCGCACGCCUCACUCGCACGGGAUGAUCACAUGCCUCGCUUUCCACCCUGCGCCGACCGCAAACUCGCUCGCGUACAUCGACAACAAGGGCCAACUGACGAGGUGGGAGGGCGCUGUGCCGUCUGGUCUGCCGCUCCCGACGUUCUCGAAGCCGCCCGCUUCGACGACUUCGACUACCACUGCAAGCAAGUCCGCUGCAGUCAAUGGUGGAGGACGCAAGCGCAGCGACUCGGCUUCGACAUCGACGUCCUCGCACGCUGGCGGCGCACGAGGCGGAAACGGUCUCUUCCGCAAAGAAGCGUCCGAAGACGAGUUCGACGACCUCGAUGAUGGCGCUCUCGAUGGCUCGAUCGACGACGACCUUGGCGACGGAGCGCUGGACGGGCUUGACCCGCGGGGAAUGUCGGUGGAUCCGUUUGCGGACGACGUGCCUAUCCCGCCCAAGCGUGGAGAGGGUAGGUUGAGGUCGGUAGCGCCGUUGUUGGGCGGCGAGACGAGCAGGACGAAGAUUGUCGAGAAGGGUCAGCCGCCGUUCCAGCCUGGCGCGACGAAGUGGCGGGAGGACAGGCGGUAUCUCGCCUUCAACAUGAUCGGCUACAUCUACGCUGUCGACCGGCACGACGAUGGGCAGGCCGUGACGAUCGAGUUCCACGACCGCAGCGCGCACAUCGCCAGCAAGUUCGACGACAAGAUGAAGUACAACCUCGCGGCUCUCGGCGAACUCGGCGCCAUCUUCUCCUGCCCGUCCGCCGGCGACAGUCCGUCGCAGCUGUUCUACAAGCCUUACGAGUCCUGGACUGCACUUCAGACGUGGACGGCGUCGCUCCCUGCCGGCGAGCAAGCGACUGCACUCGCCAUCGGCGGCAUGGGUCCGGCGACAGACGGCAGCGCCGCCUUUGACGACCCAUCCGUCGGCUUGACCGGUUCCGGCACGAUCCUCGUCGCCACCUCGCGCGGCUUCGUCCGCUUUUUCAGCGGCGCAGGCUUGCAGAAGUACAUCUGGAACGUUGGCGAGGAAGUCGUUGCGAUGGCUGCGGGGAAGGACUGGGCGGCGAUUGUGUACCGUGCUGGCGCGGGCGCUGGCCUUGACUACUCGCUGAUCGACACGGACACGUACGAGGUCGUCCAGCAGGGAAAGGUCCCGCUGUCGAAGGGCGCGACUCUCGCCUGGCUUGGCUUCACGAGCGACAACAUCCCGGUCAUGUACGACUCGAAGGGCCUCAUUUCGAUUCUCGAUCGCUCGCGACGACCUCGGCAAGGUCGCUGGCUUCCUGCGCUCGACACGAACGCGCUGCCACGGAAGGAGGGCAAGCAAGAGUCUUACUGGCUCGUCGGCGUCACCGACCAGCAGGCGCACGUCAUCAUCCUCAAGGGCGGCGAGAAAGAGCCUCACUUCCCGACCCCGCUCCUGCAAGAGUUCGACCUCCAGUUCCCGCUUCUCAACCUUGAUGUCCCGCAAGGUCAGCUCGCCGAGAAGUACCUCCGCGAAUCGCUCUUCGUCCAGCACCGCAAGGAUGGCGCACCGGCAGACGACUACUCGCUCAAGACCGAACUCGCGCGGCAAGAAGUGCAGACCGACAAGCACCUCCUGCAGAUCAUUCAAACGUUCUGCAAGGCCGACAAGCUUGAAGCGGCCCUCGACGCCGUCCUCCUCCUCAGCCAGCCCGCCUCGCUCAUUGCCGCAGCCAAGAUCGCCGCCUUCUUCGAUUUGCCGUCGCUCAAGGAGCGCAUCGAGCUCCUCCAGCAGAUGCGCGAGGACGCCGGCGACCCCGACGAGGCGAACGCGAAGCGACAGAGCAAGUGGGCGCAUCUCGCAGACGACAGGUUCAUCACGUCUGCCCCGGUUGGAGGCGGAGCUCGCUCUUUCGGUACUCCUGGGCUAGCAGCCGCUCACCUUUUCGGACCCGGUGGAGGACACGCCAACAACGACAUGUCUUUCUCGCCUCGCCCGUCCGGCUCGUCUGCGUUCGGUAGCGCUCGUCGCGCGUUUGGCACGCCUGCCUCGGUCGGUCCUUCUAGCUCGUCGAAGAAGCGCAAGAGCCUGCAGGGCCAGUCAGCUCUCGCAGGCAGCGACGGCGCAAUGGAGGACGACGACGAUGCGCUCGAGUAUGCGGACGAGAUGGUCGAGGAGGACGAGCCUGCGUCGUCGCCGAAGCGGAUGAGGGUCGACAGCGAGGAGAUCCAGAUCGAGGAGACGCAGGACAUCGCGCCUGUGCCGAAGAAGGCCGUCAACCCGUUCGCCAAGCGCACCUCGAAUGCCAAGCCGUCUGCGUCGCAUGCCGCGAACCCCUUUGCCGAUAAGAAGGCGGGCAAGGCGAAGGACCUCGGCCGGACCGACAGCUUCUUCCACCGAGUCGAGGGUAAGGAGGCGCCGAAGGCCAAAGGCAAGGGUCGCGCAUCUGCCUCCUCGACUACAGCCGCCGCUUCGACCAAGUCCAAGCCUACAACGACCGGCGGCAAGCAGAUGACCCUCUUCGGCCUCCCUCCUGGCAAAGAGCCCGAGAAGAAGACGAAGAAGCGCAAGUCGACGGCUGACGACGGUGAGGAAGGGGCCGCCACGACUACCGACUCGACUGCUUCCUCGUCGAACAAGAAGCUGGAGGCGUUCCGCAAGAAGCCUGGGACGGCCGCGACGGCUGGCCUUGGUGCCGAGGCGGCGAGGGAGCUGCCGCGCGAGGACGAGGAGAUGGAGGAGACGCAGAUUGUUGACGAGACGCAGCAGGACGAGGAGAGUUUGCCUACUCCGCCGGCCAAGAGGCGGGACAGCGAGCUCGAGGCUGUGAGGGAGGAGCAGGAGGAGGAGGCGGAGGACACGCAGAUGAGCGAGACGCAGGUGGAGACGCAGGUCGAGGAAGAUCCCGAAUCGCUCAAGGAAAACACGCGCCCUCCGUCGUCCGCCGCACCUGACGCCGCCUCGAAGCUCGCCCAAUUCGCCUACAAGAAGCCCGACGUCGUGCCCGAGGUCGCGACGCCUCCCGCCGAGGCUGUCGAGACUGCCGAAGCGUCUGCUACUGCUGCUUAG
Molecule: messenger RNA, 3852 nt
Organism: Rhodotorula toruloides NP11
Lineage: Eukaryota; Fungi; Basidiomycota; Microbotryomycetes; Sporidiobolales; Sporidiobolaceae
Product: chromosome segregation protein
Exons: 14
Coding region: 1-3852 (1283 amino acids)
Biological process (GO): DNA repair; DNA-templated DNA replication; mitotic cell cycle
Cellular component (GO): nuclear replication fork
Molecular function (GO): protein binding; chromatin binding
Source: RefSeq, a predicted model, not a curated record